Messenger RNA from Psylliodes chrysocephalus, 1220 nucleotides. Lineage: Eukaryota; Metazoa; Arthropoda; Insecta; Coleoptera; Chrysomelidae. The record is from the annotation of a GenBank genome assembly.
AUUUGAUCAGGCGGUCAGUUGCACUGACUUCGAGUCCUUAUCAAAAAACUGUUCAAACCCGAGACUGUCCGCAUGAGAGAGGCGCUUCUACACGGAUAGGGACGAUGCCAAGAGGCUGGGGGCUUUAUUUAAAUCUUAUUUACUCAUAAGCGUACGAACAAUUUGAUCACAAAUCGUUCAUCGUUGGCUGUGUAAUCUGUGAUGUCCGUUUCGCGACCACCACUUAUCGUGUCUGUGCUAAAAGACUUUUCUAGUUUUUCCGUUUUUCGCGGCGAAGUGGAAGAAUUACGAAGGUACUUAAAAUAAUUAACAGUUUUUUUUGUUGUCAAAUUAUUGUGAUAAGACUGUGCAAACUAUUUUUUUGGGACUUUUGGAUUUAUACAAAUAAUGUGUGAUGGAAUUCAGAUUUAGACUAUUACUUAUUACCUUUCUUAUUGGACCUAUACAUUGCCAAUACGGUGAUAUGCAAGGCAAUAGGCAACCAGGACCGAAAAAGUACUGCGGCAGUCAAAUUGGUCAGGCGCUGUCUGCCGUUUGUCAAGGGAAUUACAAUACACUUAAAAGAGUUGAUCGCUAUCCCCGACCAACGCAAUGGGACGCCAUGUACGGAGACGCCCCUGCCCCAGACAUGUCCGAUUUCGGUUUCCCCUACCAAACGCGGUCGGAAGCGACCUCCCUGAUGGGGGGCAAACGGAGGAAGAAACGUUGGGGCGUCUACAACGAGUGCUGCGAGAAAUCAUGCACUCGAGAGGAGCUGUCAUCGUACUGCGCGGCGCCAUCCAAGCGGAGGCGGCGAUAAUUACUUUUAAUGCAAAACAAUUGUGAUACUAAUUUUAGUAUUAAGAGGAAAACUUAAACGCAAGAACCGGAACGGUUCUUGAUUAACGAAGAUUCGAAGAUAGAUUGUGAGUUUUUUCUGUGAAAAAUUGUUAGGAAAUUGUUUAAGAAAAUUGCCGUCCACGUCCACGAGUGUCGCUCUAUAGAGGUAACGUAGCGGUGAAGAUCUGAGGAUGAUGAUCAUGUAGUCGAAAUACGUAAUUUGUUCAAACUAAAUUAUUGAAAUUAAAGUGUAUUUUCCAUGAAAAUUUUGAUACGUAAUUGACGAAUUAUUUGCGACAAAAAGAUUAAAAAAGUAAAGAAAUUAUUUUAUUUUAAAUCAAGAUACAUAUCAGCGUCAUUUUCAAGCUGAUCUUUUCUUUUAAAAAUAUUGUUUUUAAAAC